Cladocopium goreaui is the source of this 423-nucleotide messenger RNA. The record is from the annotation of a GenBank genome assembly. Lineage: Eukaryota; Dinophyceae; Suessiales; Symbiodiniaceae.
AUGGACCUAGAAGAUCUCUUUCACUUGGAGCUCGCGGCGCUAGGCCGCACUACCAGCAAGAAAUCUCCACUGAAACCCGAGGAGGAAUUGGCAGAGGAUCCUAUGCCAGAGAACGAGCCACUGACAAAACCUUUGCCAGAGUGGCCCCUUGAGAAGGAGUACUUCCGUCAGCCUAGUAAACAGACGCCCCGUCCGUCCUACUACACCUACGAAUUACCAGAGGGGCUUCCUGCCGACGGAGCCGCCUCACCCAAUCGGCUUCUGCACGAAGAAGGUCAAUCCAGCAUUGUGCAAUUUCUGGAGAGCAUUGAAAAUAGCCCCAAGACGCUGAAGAAGGAGAUCUAUGCCCGACGCAAUGAAGAAGAACCCUCAGAUGGUUGGCGAAUCUUAGCCUUUGUGCCCUUUUUUAGGGCACAUUCUUAG